UCAGAUUAAAACCAACUUAUAACAGACAGAUACGGGAAAUACAAGCUUGUUUGUUUUCUCCAGAAGAAGAAGAAGAAGAAGAGAGAAAAAUGAAGGUGGAAGAGAUGAAGAUUUUAAGUAAUAGUGUUGAAGUAUCAGCUAUGAAUUUCUCAUAUGAAGGUCAAAUUCCAAUAUUUGCCAAUUUCAGUCUUAAAAUUACUCCUGGUUCUCGUUGUCUUCUUGUCGGUGCCAACGGAUCUGGGAAAACUACAUUGUUGAAGAUAUUAGGGGGUAAACAUAUGGUUGGAGGAAAAGAUGUGGUUAGGGUUUUAAACAGCUCUGCAUUUCAUGACACUCAGCUUGUAUGUAGUGGUAACUUAUCUUACCUUGGAGGCUCUUGGAGUAAAACAAUAGGAUGUGCUGGGGAGAUUCCACUCCAAGGAGAUUUUUCUGCCAAGCACAUGAUAUUUGGAGUCGAAGGCGUUGACCCUGUUAGAAGAGAGAAGUUAAUAGAUCUGCUUGACAUCGAUCUGCAGUGGAGAAUGCAUAAAGUAUCAGAUGGGCAACGGCGUCGAGUUCAAAUUUGUAUGGGUCUUCUCCAUCCGUUCCAGGUACUGUUGCUAGAUGAAGUUACUGUUGAUCUAGAUGUUGUUGCAAGGUUGGAUCUACUUGACUUUUUCAAGGAAGAGUGUGAAGAGAGAGGAGCAACGAUUGUAUAUGCAACACAUAUCUUUGAUGGAUUAGAGACAUGGGCAACAGAUUUGGCAUACAUUCAGGACGGCGAGUUGAGGAAAUCAGAGAAGCUUUCUGGCCUUCAAGAACUGAAAACUGCAACCAAUUUGCUUUCCGUGGUUGAGUCUUGGCUUCGCGCUGAAACCAAGCGUGAAAGCAAGAAAUUAAUGGCUUCUGUUUCCAGUAUUAGGAAGGCCUCUCCUUUCGAUAACUCUCCUUUCAGAUCGUCAAGGCACAUGGCUUACUACCGCUAAUCUCUUCUUUAUUACCCCUAUAGUCAAACUCCGUUGAGCCUAGAUCGAGAUUGUUCUAUUCGUUCUGGCGGAAUUUCACACUGCAAGGUUGCAGUAUCAAGAAGCUCAAACUAUCUGGCAUGCAGAGUUCAAAUAAACAUAUUGUUGUUGAAGUAAACCAUCAAGUUAUCAACUUGAUUACUAUCUUUUUAGGCAUUACUUUGUGUAGAUGUAGUUUGCCAGAAGAUUUGGGUGAACAUGAUCAUUAGUAGUUACCACAAGAAUGUGUUUGAGCUGAUAUAUUACUCAUUUAUACAGUCUUAUAUUGUAAAAGUAGUUGUGAUUUGUCUGUUAAACAUUAAUAUCAUCAUAGAAGGUGAGCAAUCAUUAUGUUUUUUCAAUAAAAAUGCAAGUUUAAAUUACU
Papaver somniferum (opium poppy) is the source of this 1368-nucleotide messenger RNA. RefSeq names its product ABC transporter I family member 19-like. The transcript has 6 exons. The coding region runs from base 90 to 965 and encodes 291 amino acids. Gene Ontology annotation, molecular function: ATP binding; ATP hydrolysis activity. NCBI's taxonomy places the organism in Eukaryota, Viridiplantae, Streptophyta, Magnoliopsida, Ranunculales, Papaveraceae. The record is from RefSeq and is a predicted model, not a curated record.